AGUCGAUUCGCUCCCGCAGCUCACCAUCGCAGCAUUACCUAGUCGAUAACUCCUGCCGAGGGCUGAACUGAGCUGGUGGAAGGGGAGAAAGAAAGAAAAUUAAUUCGACAAAAAAAUCUAACUCAUCGCUUGUCCCCAACAUGGGUUUCCGUCAGAGGAAUUCGGCCCUUCUCCUGGCCUUGCUGGGGCUCGGCAGCGUUCUCGGCGUCCAUGGUAGCUGGUUAUUCGGAGCGAUGGAGGAGCGCGAGGCGGAUAACCGUCGCGCUAUGCAGCCUCGUCAAUUCGUUCAGUGCAGUGCCGGAUCGAGGGCGUGCGGUGUUUUGGGUUGUCUUGCUUCGACUCGGUGCUGCAAUGCUGGUGCUGGAUGUGAGUCUGAACUUGUUUGAUAUUGAAUGCUUGGCCCGAUUCCAUGUCGAGUCGAGUGAUUAUCUACGUACCAUAUUCUGAUCGUUGUCCUCUUGUGUUCUCUGCCAGGGGGUUGUUUGACCGGUAAUGCGUGCUACACUGCCGCUAGCUUUAUCGACUGUUACUCGUAUGUUUUGCCCCCCCCGUCCCGCCUUUACCACUACAGUUUUUUUUUAUACCAGUUCGAACGAACAUGUCUAAUAUACAAGGGCCCGCUUUCCAGGACUACAAUGGUGAUGCCAACAGUCUCAAGAAGAUGUUUUGAUUUCACGCAAACUGGAUGUAGUGCCGGACAACCAUGUUUCACAUGGUACAAUACUCCCCCUCUAUUCAGCACCCGAGACCACUCAUGCUAACACUCCCAACCACCAGCGCCGCAACCGCACCCCUCUGCGCAACCGAAGUCAUCGCUGGUGGCGGCGGAACCUGGCUAGCAUGCUCGUCAACGGCCACGGUCCUGACCAUAACGGCGACCGCAGACACGUUGACGGAGAACACGGCGUCCCAAUCCGCACCGGCCGACGAGACCAACACGCGCUCGGUGGCCAGCCGCAGCAGAACUUCGACCGGCGCCUGGCCCACCAGGACGGGCACGACCAUGUCACCGUAUCCCACCGAAACACCCCCGGAUGACAAAUUGAGCGCCGGCGCCAUCGCAGGUAUCGCUAUCGGAUCCGUGGCUGGAAUAGCCAUCAUCGCAGCGUUGCUCUUCUUCUUCUGCGUGAGGAAGGACAAUCGUGGUCCUAAUGGUGCUGUCCCUGUGCCCCAACAGUAUCCGCCACAACAGCCGUACCAGCAGCCACCGUACAGUCCUCCGCCCCAGCAGCAGCAGUACAUGUCGCAACCGCAGUAUGGUCAGAUGUCCGCGUAUCAAGGGCAGAUGGCACAAAACACCUACGUGCCCGAGGGCCAGGCCAUGGUCCCCCCGAUCGUUUCGCCCGUGUACACUGAGCCGCCGCCGAAGCACCCAGCUACCAUGCCGGUGGAACUGCACUAGUUGAGCUUGUGAUUGAAAUGAAAUGAUGAACGGAGCAUGAGACGCAAGUACAAGAUGGAAGGACGGGUGGAAGGAAGAGAUGGCGUUUCUUAGAGGGAGGUGGGGGGGGGGGGGGAUCAAGUCGCGGGGAUAUCCCCAAUCUAAUCCCGAAACUCUGUCAACAAAACUUGACGAGGAUAAUUUAUUUCGAUUGCCUUUUUUUCCUCUUUUUUUCACUUCACCAUUCACCAUUCACUUUUUUAAAAAAACUUUUCUUUAAAUGUUUUCCUUUUACCUACGCAUGCGCUGUACAUACAUAUUCCCUGAUCUUG
Messenger RNA from Tuber aestivum (summer truffle), 1713 nucleotides. The record is from the annotation of a GenBank genome assembly. NCBI's taxonomy places the organism in Eukaryota, Fungi, Ascomycota, Pezizomycetes, Pezizales, Tuberaceae.